GACGUUCCCCUCGGCUGAUGUCUCCAUUCUGGACCGAUUCACACGUUAUGUGUGCGGGUGUCUAGAAUGGCUUUCGGCGUGCACGCAAGAACGUAAAUGCGACAAGAUCCAGGAUCUUACGACCGUGUUGAUGGUGGAGUCGCCCCCUUGGACGCGUUUUUUGGACGAGUGCACUUUGGAGUUGCCUCAUGGGUGACAAGAUCCUAAGGGGCGAGCAAUAUCUGGGCACAGGGUUGCAAAGAGGCGAUGUACUGAAGAGCACCUGAGUUGUCCUGUAUGCAGUCCUUAACUACUUGGAUAUGUUGUUAUGCUGCCAGUUCGGCUAAUUUACUGACUUAAACGUUGGUCUUUGGGAUGCUGUACCCUGCUUAUUAUUCAUACAAAGCUGUAAAGACAAAAAAUGUGAAGGAAUAUGUGCGGUGGAUGAUGUACUGGAUUGUAUUUGCUCUUUAUACUGUUACUGAAGCAGUAACUGAUCUCAUGAUCUCUUGGUUUCCACUGUACUAUGAGCUGAAGAUUGCUUUUGUUAUUUGGUUGCUCUCUCCAUAUACUAGAGGAGCAAGUUUAAUAUAUAGGAAGUUUCUUCAUCCUCUUCUUUCUUCAAAGGAAAGGGAGAUUGAUGAAUAUAUUGUGCAAGCCAAAGAACGUGGUUAUGAAACAAUGGUUAACUUUGGUAAACAAGGCUUAAAUUUAGCUGCUACCGCUGCAGUGACUGCAGCUGUAAAGGGCCAAGGGGCAAUAACGGAAAAACUGCGAAGUUUUAGUAUGCAUGACUUAACAACUAUACAAGGUGAUGAACCUGUAGGACAAAGGCUCUACCAAACAUUACCUGAUACCAAAAAGAGAAGCAAAACCUCCACCACCAAUGAAUCUUUAGGUUAUAGUAUUCCAGUAAAAAAAGAUUCUGAAGAUGAUAAAACCGAUGAGGAGCGGGAAGGGACCUACUCAGAAGAUGAAAUGUAUGCUCAGAGAGGUCUCCGGCGAACACAAAGCAUGAAGUCUGUAAAAACGAGCAAAGGCCGCAAAGAGAUGCGGUAUGGCUCAUUAAAAUACAAGGUGAAGAGGAGACCACAAGUGUACUUCUAAAUGAUCUUCACUAUUCAGCUUAAAUCAAACUGCUGUUUUAGUUGCUUCCUGCCGGCCCACUGAGGUCCUGGUCCUGUGUGCAGGGCUUUCCCAUUCUCUGAAGGAAAAUGCUUGAUGUGUAUGUAUGUGGAUUCCCAUUGUCGCUGUGGAGCUUUUCCUUGGUUGUCAGACAGAAGGUUCCUGUACACAAGGUGCUGUGCAUGCAUAUCUGAGUUACUAGCCACUGUGUUUAGAAUUUAUGCAUACCAAAAAUUCAAAUGUGGUGGUAAAUGUUCUUUAAAGUGUGGUGUAUUAUAUCAUUAGAAUCAGUUUUUUAACACCAACUGCUAAUAUGGGUAGGUAGCACUUUCUAUGGUAGGUCGAUUUCUAUACUUUGUAAAUGAAAUAAUUUAAUGAUUGACUAAUUAAUACAUUCUUAAUUGUGGCUCUUGUGGAUGAGCACUACAAGUGGUUGGUUUCUCUCCAACACUUAAUGAACAUUGCACAUCUCCAUAAUUCGCUUACUGUAUUUGGAAAGCUUAUACUUGAAUGCAUUAUAAUUCUAGAUUGCUAGAAAGCUCUUCAUCGAGUGUAAAAGAAAUGAGUUUAAAUGAAAUAGGAGUAAUUUACAACUAAUCUACUUAAUAACUUGGAUCCAAAACAACGCUACUUGGGUUCAUAAAAAGGGUUUCUGCUACCCAGUGGAAUUAAUUGUCGUUAAAACAAACAGCUGGUUUCCGUACCAUGUGACUGACAGAUUUUUGCCCUUGUUGCCAAGUGACUGUGCAAGUGGGAAAAAAAACCUUUGCUCUUUGGAGAUGUUUGUAUUGCUGCACUGUAAUGAUUUGAGUGUUACAUGUGCAUACAGCCAUGUGUUAUAAGCGCUCAUUACAUUACAGUCUCUGUUUCUGCGCACUCUGAGAUUGAUCUGUGGUAGCAUUACGGUCAUUCUAAUGGGGUUUUCAGUACAGUGUUCAUCAGAAAUGUAGGAAAGCUGCCUUACACCAAGUCAGGCCAUUGGGUCCAUCUAGUAUUGUCUACACGAGCUUGCAGCAGCACUCCAGGCUUCAGAGAGGAACUUUUCACCAACACUACCUGGAGGGGUCGGGGUUUGAUCUUGGGACUUUCUGCCUGCAGAGUCAGUGUGCUUCCACUUGGCCCUGUCUUUGUAGCCAUGUUCUCUAAUGACGCAUGUGAGAGGAUGCAACUAAAGAAGUUGGGCUGGCUGGACCUUUUCUUUUGGUUAGAACUCAGUUUCUGUCUAGUAUGCAUAGAAAGUGUUUGAGUACAUUGACGAUCAAAACAUCUCAAUCCUUUCCAUGAUAUCCUGGCAGUUAGGUAUCAGACAUGAUACUGGACACUUCAAACUUAAGAAAUGAGAAAACACAAACAUUCUGAAGUUCUUUCUCUUGUCUGAAAAAAUGGCUUUAAAAAAAAUCAUCUUGCAUAUGUUUUUCCAACAUUACUAUGUGUGGCUAUUUUUCUCUAGACAAGCAUUACUGAAAGCUUUAUAUUGGGGGCAGUACUCAGAACUGAAAUCCAUAUUAAGAAUACAGGGUAACUGAAUGGUUGGACUAAUGUACAAAUUCUUAAUUCAUGUAAGACCAGCAUAAUCUGUGGAGCCUGUAUUAACUUGAUACAUUUCUUCAAUGUCCUUUGUGUUGUUUCAGAGCAACAUUUGAAAUGCUUUUAAAUCCUGAGGGAUACUUAAGUGUUUGCUACUUAAAUGCUGGCUUGCAAAGCACUACCUUAGACAGAUUUCUGAAGGGUGCCUUGCCCUUUUUGUUCAGAUAAAUCAUCUGAACUUGUUCAGAUAACCAGGGGUUUUAGUAUUCUUUGUGGAUGUAAAUAAAAAAAGUAAUUAAAGGGUAUUUUUAAAAAUCAUAAAAUGAGAGAUGCACAUUUUUAAGGCUGAUGAGGCCAAGUGCUGGAACCUAUUAAAUGAAACACUUGAAAAAAAUGCUGCUCCUGUAUCAGUUGGUACAAGGCUUUAAUUCAAGGAUUCCAAAUGAAGCAAACUAUUUUGCUGCAUAAAAAACUUUCAUAAAGUUCAAAGAAAAUGUAUAGAAGUUAAACAACGUUUUUAAUGCCAUGCAAUCUAGCAGUGUCUCUUCUCUGGUGAAGAACUAUGCAUUUAUGGUUAAUACUGGCAGCUUCCCCAGUAGGAGGAACUAAAUGACUGUUUUCCUUAUUGCCACAAACUUCAGAAACAAGAUUUAGCAUUAUGGCCUGCCUGCCUGCCUGCCUUUACAUCUCAGUAUAGUGAUUAAUGUACCUACACUGAAUGUAGGGAGAAUGGAGUUUGGUGUGUGGCUCAGAGGACUGUAGAUAUAUGCUGUAGCAUUACCUUCCACAAGUCUUCCUGUUAUGUAGAUCCUUGGUUAACAAAAUUUAAAUUGAGUUUGUUAAAAAAAAAUCUAGUUCUUCAGCAUAUGGACAGAGUGUAGUUUUAAAAGAGCUCAGCCUUGUUUUCAUCCUACAUCAUUUUAGUUAAAAAUUUAGCUUGUCUUAUAGAGACCCUUAUCAUGCUGGGUCAGGCAAACAAUCCCUCCAGUUCCCAUCUAUCUUUCCACAACUAUUCAAUGUAGAUAACUUAAAAGGAAUUGUAUAUGAAGCUAUUGUGAGAUGUCACAUUUUUUGUUAUAUUCUUUUCAUUACACCUAUCACUUUUUAAAUUUAUUCAAGCCUUUUAGCAAGAAGAAUUGUCCUGGAGCUUUAAUGCCUGUGUCAUAGGUUACAUAAUUGGUGUAAACUUAUAUCAUACACUAGAAAAUAAUGUGUAGUGCUUAAGUACAUGUUUGAUAUGGAUGCAGUUCAAAGGGAACUCUUGACUGGCCAGAUGUUCCCUGAGCAGGUUUUUGUAUGGAAAGAUUCAAGACUGCUUCACAUUAGAUCUAAAGAAGCUGCGACUGAAUGAAAGACCGUUUUUCUCCUUCAACCUGUGUUUUAACUUUUUGGAAUCAAAUAAUAAGGUAAAAGCUAGACAUUUAAAUGUAAUGGCUACACCAUAUCAAAAAUAAGAUUUUGACAUACUGGGCUUCCACUAGGUCAGUAUUCUUUUAAGUAUUUAUUAUGUAAAAGAAACACAUGCAGAGGGAUCAUUUGUGAUCUAUUUUCAAGGAUUGCUGCUUCCAGUUCUUACAAAUGCAGUUUCAACAUUUGGAUUCAUAGUAGCUUGAAAGAUAAACUUUAACUUAGCUGUUAACCGUCAAUUUGUUUACAUAUUUGUAGUACUGAGAGGAAUCUUUUAGCAUUUGUACUGACUUUUCUUUACCUUUGUAAGUGCUAUUUUUGAAAAUGCAAUUGCUUUAUUUAUUUAAAAAUACUUAAUAAAAUGAAUGCGCUCA
This is a messenger RNA of Varanus komodoensis (Komodo dragon), 4412 nucleotides long. It is a transcript of the gene REEP3, whose product is annotated as receptor accessory protein 3. The transcript is spliced from 8 exons. The record is from RefSeq and is a predicted model, not a curated record. Gene Ontology annotation, cellular component: cytoplasmic microtubule; endoplasmic reticulum tubular network; endoplasmic reticulum membrane. Gene Ontology annotation, biological process: endoplasmic reticulum tubular network organization. The coding region runs from base 355 to 1086 and encodes 243 amino acids. Gene Ontology annotation, molecular function: microtubule binding. Lineage: Eukaryota; Metazoa; Chordata; Lepidosauria; Squamata; Varanidae.